Molecule: messenger RNA, 756 nt
Organism: Aspergillus ochraceoroseus IBT 24754
Lineage: Eukaryota; Fungi; Ascomycota; Eurotiomycetes; Eurotiales; Aspergillaceae
Exons: 1
Coding region: 1-756 (251 amino acids)
Source: RefSeq, a predicted model, not a curated record
AUGCAGCCGUCACAGGGAAACCACAGCAACCAGCCCUCUCGUCCUGGAACCCCUCCUCGGCCUCCUUAUUCGCCUGUGACUCCCGUCUUCGCCCACCUUACUCCCUCUGUCGCGUCCAACGAAGCACCCCACUCUAUUGUACCACCAGCCUCGUCACCUUCGCCAACAUCACAGGUUCCUCCUUCUGCCUUCCCUCCUCCAGCAGCCCCCGCGACUCCGGCUACCUUCGUUCCAGAACCCGCUCCGGUUCCGAUAUCGGAAAGCGAGAAUCCCGAUGCCAUUGCAUUGCGCUCCGCCAUAUCCAUCCUCCAGCUUCAGAAACAACAGAGUCUGCGAGAUAUUCAGACGCUAGAAAAGAUGAAGAAAGCAGCCGCUGCGGAUCCCGAGAAGUUUGCGCGUGAACUUGCGGCUGGGAACCUCUCUGCGAAGGAUGCGGGAGGGUUUAUCAAUUUUACACAUGAUGACGACGAUGACGCAGAGGUAUCUACAGAUCUUUCUCGUCUGGGGAAACUUCCGACGCCGCAAAAUGUGGUGCGGAUGCCGCCUGUCAACUGGGCCAAAUAUCACGUGCUGGGGGAGUCAUUGGAUAAGAUGCAUGAGGAGCAACGACGGCGCCCUUCAGCGGCUGAACCUAGACGAGAUGAUUCUACACAGCGUGCACCUGAGCAUGUUCUGGCCUCUCCAUACCGGCCAUUAGUAGACAAACUGGAGAGUCCAACAAAGGCGAAGGGGAUGAACAAGAGCAAGAAGGGAUGA